AAAGAUUAUAUUUAAUAGUCGGAGUUUGUGACAGCUAGUGCUAGAAAGCUAGAUCAUGCGUGUUUUGAUGAAUUUGGGCGCUGUCAAGUUUGGAAAUACACACCAUUUUCGGGAUGACUUGGCUACUGUCAUGUAAUUUCUGGAAUGCAUGAACACCUGCAUGCAGUCAUCCAGUAGAAAAAAGAAGGAAGAAAAUAUGGGCUGAAUAAUUGACCGCUUACAUAACACAAUGUGUUCCAAAAGCUGUGCGCAACGCACCCGCCCCGAGCACAGCAAAACAGUUUGGAACUGAAGUUUUAGCCAGUGUAAAUAAAUAUACUCUGUAAGCCGUAAAAACGAGUGCCGGACAUUUACGAUCCAGUGUCACCCACUAGAUCACAUGAAAGAGUUGUAACUUUAAAUAUGGCAAAGGAAUUGUUUAUUAUGUUUGUGUACGACACACAGAAGUGUCAGAAGGAGGAGGAUGAUCCACAAGAAGCUGUUGUUUAUUUUCAUCCUGCCUGGGUAACUGAGCAGCAGAAAAUGGUAUUGUGUGGGCAGCUUAUGGGGGCAACACAGUUCUUCAGGUCGUCUUUUAGCUGUCCCAAUAUCUUGUGUCUGAACAGUGGGAAAUUCCUCGUAUGGCAGUGUGGAAGAUUUAUCCUUACAGUGGGCACGGACCAGAACAUUGAUGAAUGGAUACUUAAAUACAGAUCUAAAGUACUACUUGAUCUUCUUCGAUUUUAUCAUAAUGAUUUUGAGACCAUACAUUCAUCUGCUGGCCCAGAUGGAAGCAAAUUUGCAGAGAAAUUGCAGCAGAUUUUUGAAAUAUAUGUGCCUAUAGUGCAGCAUUCUGGCAAUAUUUUUGCAAACAUGCCAUCCGUUCGUCUGCCAAAGAGUGCCAGCAGUAUUUUCUUAGAAGCAAUACAAAUCCUUCAUUCUUGUCAAGAGAAGAAAGGUGUGUUGAGUGGAACAAUUCUACAUCAGAAUAGGAUUGUUGCAACACAGCUGAGCCCAGAUCUCACAAGAACAAUUAUCUACACUGAUCCAUAUAGAAUUAGAUCACCAGCUGAACACCUUGAAACACAUUUCCACCUCCCAAUAGGUGUGCAGCUGUUAAAAGUGUAUGUCGAUGGAAAUGAAUAUAGUAAAAUGUUAACAAAUUUGAAUACUAUUGGAACAUCUGUCAAGAAUAUUUCUAUACAAAAAUUACAGCAACCAAAGGUCUCCAGUGGAAAACCACAGACAACAAAGGAACAGUUGUCGUCUAUGAAGAGAGAUACUUCAAGAAUAUUUACAGUGCCAGAAGAAAAAGAAGAUGGAGAACAUGUUGAAACUAGUACUAGUUUCAAUGGCUUAAAUGGAGAAAAUGCAUCACUAAACAAUGACAUGCCUGACAAACCUUCAUAUAGUAUUGCUGCAACACCAUUAAAAGAACUGAAUGUUGGUAAGGUGUUGCAUGCAAAGGUCAUGUCAAUUUGUCGUGGUUCAAAUAAUACAGUGAAUGAUGAGGAGUCCAAAUGUGAAAAAGUUCCUUCUUUCCUUAAGAGAAACAAUGAGAUGAUACUUAAACAAAAGACCCUUAAAAAUUCCAAGUCAAUCAACAAUUUUUUGUCAAAUUACUGUGAAACUGAAGGUCACAGCCUCAGUUUAAAUGAUAUUAAUAAAAACACAAAGAUCACAAGUAAAAGAGUUCCAUUAAGGUACUACAGUUUUGGUCUUCCACGAGUUACUCGGAAAUUGUGCCAUGAGGAAGACAUUUCUCCAGAAGAAAAAUUAUCUCCAGGGAAACAUUUUUUUAAUACAAUUACAGAUCCUCUGUUUCCUGUUUUUCGUUGGGAUGGUGUACCAAUAUCACAUUCCCUAUUUGAUGAAUAUGUUUCGCGCCAUUAUGAGCUUUUAGAUAUGGAGAGAACACAAGAAAAUACUGCUGCAAGUAAUAUGAAAUUUGUGUCCCAUGAGGAUGAAAUUAGUGUACCUGAUGUUACCCAUUCUUCAAAUGUAACAACUGAAAACCACGCCAACUCUAGCAGUUUGCAGUCUGGUCCAACUGGUCAAAUUGCAAGUGCGUCAGAUAAUGGUGCUUCUUUGUCCAAACAGGAAAUGUACAGACGUUCUCUUAGCUUACCUUUAAAAACAAUUAACAUGAGUGAAGAUUGUGGAGACAGUGAUCGACAGAGAUCUGUUUCAUGCUGUGAAGGUGAAGUUGACUCUCCAGUGCUACCAAAAUAUACUGGUCCAUUGCAACUCACCCCUCUUCUGUCCAAAUUGAGUUUGUUAGCUCAUGAUGAAAAGUCAGGUGGCAUCAGUGAAAAAGAUAAAAGCUUUAAUGAACUUUCAGAUUUAAAAUUUUCAAAAAUUCAUGAAGAAUCCAUUUUUCCUGCCAAAACAGAGAAUAUAAAGUGCACAGAGAAAUCCGGUAACACCAUAAAAAUGGAGGAGGAAGUCCACCAAUCACCAUUACCAAAAGAAGCCUGUUUAUAUGUAUACAGGCAGCAGCAUAUGACCAUGGCACUUGUGUUGGAACUUUCUGCAGCUCAGGAUCCUGAGAUUAUUCAUUCACUGUGGCAAACCAGUGUCAAUGGCUUAAACCAUCUGGAGGCUCGUCUGAAACACUGUCUGGAAUACUUUCCUCACACGGAAGUUUCAGAACAGUAUAGUUUCCUCUGUUUGGACCCUAACUGGGAUGUGCUGCAUAGAGGAGGGCCAUGGGGACCAUCAGAACUUGAUACAGUGAGCUGCCUACAUGAAAGCUUUAUUCAUUCACCAAAUCUUACUGAAAUUGUUGUAAGGUGUGAAGAUAGGACAGUUUAUGGUUAUCAGUGUGGAAAUACAGAAGUAUUCUACCAACAGAGUACUGGUGAUACAGCUGGUUUACCUACACCAUCUGACCUAAUGGGAACUGUUUCAUUGAAAGCUAGACGCAGAUUGGAACGUGAUCAUGGAAUAGUGCUACUGUAAUGCUUUAUUGUUGUGCAAUUAUGUAGAAGUUUAACUUCUCAUGCCUGUCCAGAAAUGUGAUAUAAUUGUAAAGGCUUUAUGGAAAGAUUUUCUAUUUAUGCCUAAGUUUUAUUUGCAUUUAUAAAAUGUAAAUAUUUUAUUUAUAUGACAUAUUUGCUGCAGAUUGUAGAAAGAAAAGCAGUCUGUUCAGUCAAUGUGAUGUUUUAUUGUGUCUUUGCAAAAUUUUAAAACAUUUGCUUCAUAAAGAGAUUUUAAAAUAAAAUCAUUCCAUUAGUCUUUAAUUUGUUAAAAUGUGUAACAAUAUACUUAAUAAUGAAGCAAUUGUUUUGAAAAAUAGUGUGAAUGGAAGGAAGUAACAUGGUGAAUUUAGUUUUUAUUCUCAAGUUUGAUUAACAUUAAAGCAAUUUCAAUCAAAUUCUCUUUGUAGUAUUGGGUGCCACACAAUGCCACUGUCAUAAGAGAUUAGUAUUUAUACUCCGUAAUGUGAUUAUGUUAUUACAUAUUGUUUUGUUAAUCAUAUUUAAUUUUUAUAAUUAUUAGCAUAUUUUAACAGCUUAACUCAAAUUAUUUGAAGCACACACUUACUAGUCAGUGUCCUUAAAUGUAAUGAAUGAAAACUUUAUGCUAACAGACUUUUGUAAUUAGCUUACAGUACAAAUAUUUUAGUUUUAAGCCAUCAUUUUGCUUGAUGUCCCAACUGUUUGUAUAUGAUACGUGUGUUUUUAACCAUUAACAAGUGAGGAGACAGAGAUAAAAAACAUGCUGGCCCAUUGUACUGUGCUUGACAGACCUUCCAGGUGGAAAACAAAUUUGAAUUAUAGGAAAAAGGAAUACAGUUAUUAUAGAAGUUGCUGUAGGUAUUUACAUUCCAGGUAAUGUGUAUAUUAUAAACAACCAUGUUUAGCAAUUGUGUGUAUUGACCGAACCCUAUAGUGAAUGAAGAAUGGGUUGAUAAAAUGUUAAAUAAUAAUGAGGAUUCAAAGGGCUCUCCCCGAUUGCAAGGGGUAGAGGAGAAUUUAACAGAAUAAAAUGCAUCUGAUCAAAGCAUUAUCUGCAGUGGAUACACACUAGAGUGGUGUUUAAGGUAUUAGCCCCUACUUUUAACUGAAAGAUGGCACUUCUGCUCACAUUAGCCAUCUGUGACGGGAUUUAUCAGUAUUGUUCAUGAGCCAGGAAGAAAACAAAUAAAAAGCCACAAAUAACCUAAAA
Schistocerca nitens (vagrant locust) is the source of this 4149-nucleotide messenger RNA. RefSeq lists its product as uncharacterized. Lineage: Eukaryota; Metazoa; Arthropoda; Insecta; Orthoptera; Acrididae. The record is from RefSeq and is a predicted model, not a curated record. Gene Ontology annotation, biological process: vesicle-mediated transport. The coding region runs from base 403 to 2940 and encodes 845 amino acids. The transcript is spliced from 9 exons.